AUGCAAGAUCAAUGCCUCGGAUACGCCAAGGAACGGCCCCUCCGGUGGACGAAUAGCGUCGCCAGUCGCGGGAAAUGGAUGGGAAAGACCGUGCCAAGCGUUGGAUCGCCGAUGUCAAUCGGUCGGUUACUAAUUGAUCCUGGUCUCCAAGACCUGACCAGGCCCAUGCGAGAGAAUAUCGCCUACUUCGAGCGAAAUUGCAGCCCAGAGUGUGUGAUAUAUGACUUGGGACCGAAUAACCCAUUCAAAGAAUUCAUGAGCCUAAUCCCGUCCAGUCGGGGGCUUUGUCAUAUUAUGGUUUCCAUAGCGGCGCUGCACCAGGCGCAGCGGGAGUUAAGUAGUACCCGAUUAAUCGGUAACGAGCAGUUUCCUGGAGCACUGGACACUGCCGAACGGGCAAGAGACUCACCCCGGUUCUACGAUUAUCUCUAUCACAAACAACAGGCUCUUUAUCUGUUAAGGACUAGGUACCACGAGGCAUUAUCUCAGGACUCUUAUGGCGUUAUUGCUUCCGUCCUCCUGUUCAUUUGGCUAGCGUGUGUGGAAAGCGGGAGAAACACCUGGGCAUAUCAUCUCAACGGAUUGAAGGAGAUUAUGCAGGCCCAGAUCCUGUCUAUGAAUUCAGCGCCGUCAACCAGCUUGACUGCGGCAUUCUGCCGAUUCUAUGAAUACUUUGACACGAGCUAUGCCAUCUUCGAAAUUCUCGGCUCGACAUUGGUAAAAUCCAAACAGCAAUAUAAGCCUCUCUUCACAUCAAUACCGAUCAUUGACAUCCUCAAACGGUCUGAGUCCUUAACAUGGACGGGCUGUCCCGCAGACGUUCUCUACGUACUGUCACUCGUCAACUCCGCUUGUUCAGGUCCGGUCGCCCCGGGGCCGGACGUUAUCGUUCACCUUUUCUCUCAGAUCGAGACCUUCUCUCCUCGAAAAUGGGCUUUUGCAACGCCCAAUAUGUCUUACCUAACCGUCCGGUAUCAUGUUGCAUGCAUAUACAAAGCAGCCGCGUUGAUCUACAUGUCUCAGGUCUUUUCCCAUACAUCACAGCAGUAUUACCCAAUCGAAUCGAAUAUGCCCAGCUCACUGGAUUCCAUAAUUGCCCAUUUCACCUCGGUAGGCCCGGGGGACACUCAUUUCAAAGGACUAUUGUGGCCAGCGUUCAUCAUUGGAGCUGAGACACAAACCGAGCAUCAGAGAUCCGCAAUUAUGGAGGUGUUCGAGCAUCUGUGGAGCUUUUGGCGCGCUCAUAAUGUUAGCCACGCGCUAGAGGUUCUCCAGAAGAUCUGGCAGCGACAAGCCACCCCUGAGGGAACGUCACAGCCUUGGAUUGAAUACCUGUAUGAACAAGGGGAAAAUUGGAUGUUCGUAUAG
Messenger RNA from Aspergillus bombycis, 1368 nucleotides. RefSeq lists its product as uncharacterized. Gene Ontology annotation, cellular component: nucleus. Gene Ontology annotation, biological process: positive regulation of transcription by RNA polymerase II. Lineage: Eukaryota; Fungi; Ascomycota; Eurotiomycetes; Eurotiales; Aspergillaceae. The record is from RefSeq and is a predicted model, not a curated record. The coding region runs from base 1 to 1368 and encodes 455 amino acids. Gene Ontology annotation, molecular function: transcription cis-regulatory region binding; DNA-binding transcription factor activity. The transcript is spliced from 3 exons.